Molecule: messenger RNA, 918 nt
Organism: Daucus carota subsp. sativus
Lineage: Eukaryota; Viridiplantae; Streptophyta; Magnoliopsida; Apiales; Apiaceae
Exons: 3
Coding region: 1-918 (305 amino acids)
Source: RefSeq, a predicted model, not a curated record
AUGAGAAUCGGGAAUGGGCGCGAGGGACAUGGGAAUGGGGUAGGGGAAAGGACAAAGUCUGAUAAACCAACAAACUCUGAAGCUCCAAACUCUGAUGUUCCAGUGAAUACCGAAGCUGCUUCUACACCAAAGCAGAAAAGAAGGAGGAGACUUGUUGCAGCAUAUGAAUUUGAUGAUCUUGAACCUGCACAAGAUGUGAAUUCUGAACCUAUUCCUACAACAACAAAUGAACCUGCUCAGCCCAGUCCAAAACCAGCUAGAUUCAAAAGAAGGGCACACAAGCCAAAGAGGGCCAAGAUUCCAGAAUCUGAAAUUACUGAUUUCACCAUUCAAGAAGAGCAAGCACCAUCCAGUUCAAUUCCUGAUGAUUCAUCUCAACCUCUGAUGGUGGACCCUCUUCAAGCUGUUCCUCUGAUAUCUCCUACAGUAUCUCCUACAACAUCUCCUAAAGCAACUCCUACAGCAUCUGCAGUAGAUGAAGAAAUAGAGUGUGAUGCACAAGCUACAAAUGAAGCUGGAGCAAAAACUUCUGAUUCUAAAUCUCCAAUAUCUGAUCAUGGCCAUUCUACUCCAAUUCCUCAUUCUCCAAUGAAAAUACCUGAGAAUGCCAUUGUUCAUGAUACAGCUCCAGAAAACUACAGGUCUGAUGUAGUUGAUGAAUCAGACAAGGUAGCUGUGGAAGCUCUGCAGUCUCUUGCUCAGACUGGUGAAGAACCUAUCAAAUCCCAGUCUGAAGCCCAAGGAAAAUCUGCUCAAGAUACUGUGGAGAAAGUUGCUAAUCCUGUUCUUGAAGAUGAAAAAGCAAACUCUGAUACUGAGGAUGAUGCCAGUUCAGAUACUGACAAGGAUGAAGAUGCUGAAGUCCCUCUGACACAACAAAAAUGGGAGUCUACUAGCCAGUUCAAUGCCAGAUUGUGA